This is a messenger RNA of Beta vulgaris subsp. vulgaris (sugar beet), 1107 nucleotides long. RefSeq names its product protein LURP-one-related 11. The record is from RefSeq and is a predicted model, not a curated record. Bases 256 to 900 code for a protein of 214 amino acids. The transcript is spliced from 2 exons. Lineage: Eukaryota; Viridiplantae; Streptophyta; Magnoliopsida; Caryophyllales; Amaranthaceae.
CGAUUUUACCCUUCUCAUGCACUACCAACGCCCCUUUUAACAAACAAACACAAAGUUCCAUUACCUCCACCAUUAAAACUAGAUAUCUUAAACUAUAUUGUUUUGACUCGAAUAAUUAGGUAAUUUAAACUUUAACACCCAUAUAAAAAGCCCUCACCACAACAACAAGAAACUCACCAAUAAUAAUCUCAAACUUCUCUUGAGUUAGUUGUUGAUCAAGCACAACAAUACACAACAAACAACAUAGAAAGAAAAAUGUCAAAAAUUCAUCCUCAUCACCUCGCAGCACCACCAUCACAAACACAAGUUUCUGAUCCCUCAACUUCAGAUCACCCUCUUUCUAUCUCCUCCUCUACAGGAGGAGAGAUCUUCACCAUUUGGAUGAAAUCUCUCAUUCUUGGAGGCAAAGGUUGUACAGUUUUCGACUCGAAUGGCGAAGUUGUAUACAGGGUUGAUAACUAUUCUUCCAAAGGUUGUGAUCAAGUCUUCCUAAUGGAUUCCCAAGGUCAUGUCCUCCUUACAAUCCUAAGAAAGAAAUAUAGGUUGUUGGCACGUUGGCAAGGAUAUAAAGAUGAGAAGAAGAAAGGAGCAUCAUGGUGGUUUCAAGUAAACAAAAGUUGGAAAAUUCCUAAAAAGCCCUUAGGAUGUGAAAUGGUGGUGAAUUUGUAUCAUGAUAAAAAGUCACCUGCAUUCAAGAUUGUCAAGGGUAAAAGUGAGUUAACAUCAUGUAAGAUAGUAGAUAGAGUUGGAGGACUCAUUGCAGAAGUGAAGAGAAAACAAUCAAUUGGAGGGGUAGUUUUGGGAAAUGAUGUUAUGACAUUAGUGCUUCAACCUAAUAUUGAUCCAUCUUUAAUCAUGGGACUUAUGGUUACAUAUAAUCUUAUUCACUCUAGAAUGUGAAAAGAUCUAUCUUCUUCUUCUUUUUUUCACAAGAAAAUCAUUGAUGAGUGAACAAUGGUUUGUGAUUUUGAUCCGAUUGUAGAUAUACAGCAUACUCAUAUGUUCUUCCUUUUUUUUGGUUUUUGUUAGAUUGUUGUUUACAGUUUAAUUGUCAAAAAGGAUACUAAGAUGUAAAUGACAUGGUUUAUAAUAUAUUGGAUUCCCUUA